CAGCACUCUGCACAUGUUCAACAGCAUGCCGGCGAACAUUGAUUCUUGCUAGUGAGCUUUAAGCAGCCGAAAGGAAAACUUUCCUUUUCCUGGUCCAGAUCCAACUCUGCUGUUAAUCCAACUCGGUGUGUUUUUUAGCGUGGUGUUAAAUUUUAAUUGGAAGGUAUACAGAAUGUGUGUGUGGUUUUUUUUAAUGAAGUCAAAGGGAGGAGCGGCUUCCUUCCCACCCACCCGCAUUAUUUGAGUUGGGGAUAUGUUGACGCUUCUUCGCGCCCAUAUCAAGGUCGGCUCCCUGGAAGCGAGCUUGCGCGCGUGCAUGCCCAGAAGGGGAGCCAGGGACAAGGCCAGACAAGCGGCUCCUCGGCGUUGCAGGCCGCAAUUGGCGACGGAGAGGCGGGCCCCGAAAAGACCGGCGGCGGCGCGGCGGCUCCUUCGUCACGCGCGCCAGGGCCCCGGUUGGCAGCGGCAAGCAUUGGCGGCGAAGCUGAGCACAAAGGGCAAGAUCCAGCUCACGUCAAGCACCUUUAAGACACAUCUACUUCAAUUGGAGUGUUUUGCUGAAUUGAUGCAGAGGUCUCCUCCAUCACUGAUUUCUCUGGCUGGAGGGGCACCAAACCCCAAUACUUUCCCCUUCAAAACUGCAAGCAUUACCAUUGGAGAUGGAACAACGGUUGAAAUUGGGGAAGACUUGAUGAAGAGAGCUCUCCAGUAUUCAGCCUCUGCGGGCAUUCCAGAGCUAUUAUCCUGGCUGAAGGAUUUGCAGAAGAAUCUUCACAACCCUCCAACUGUUGAGUAUCAGCCUGAAAAGGGGAAAAUGGAGUUGUGUGUCACCACCGGCAGUCAAGAAGGUUUGAGUAAAGUAUUUGAAAUGCUGAUUAAUCCUGGAGACACAGUCCUUUUAGAUGCGCCCACCUAUCCCGGGACACUGGCAGCUCUGAGGCCGUUGGGCUGCAACAUUGUCAAUGUUCCCAGUGACCAACAUGGCAUUAUUCCAAAAGCCCUGAAAGAAGUUCUUUCCAGGUGGAGUCCAGAAGAUGCCAAAAAACCUAACAGCAGCCUCCCCAAAUUUCUCUACACAAUUCCUAACGGUGGCAAUCCUACUGGAGCCUCACUGACGACAGACCGCAAAAAAGAUAUCUAUCAGCUUGCAAGACAAUAUGAUUUCCUUAUAAUAGAAGAUGACCCAUAUUACUUCCUUCAGUUUGAGAAGCCUUGGGCACCAACAUUUCUUUCCAUGGAUAUUGAUGGUCGAGUUAUCAGGACGGACUCUUUCUCUAAGAUCCUCUCAUCUGGACUAAGGAUAGGGUUUCUAACUGGUCCCAAGCCUCUCAUCGACAGAGUUAUUCUGCAUAUUCAGGUUUCCACAAUGCAUACCAGUACUUUCACGCAGCUUAUGAUAGCCCAGCUUCUUCAACAAUGGGGACAAAAAGGUUUCUUGGACCACGUAGAUGGUGUGGUGGACUUUUACAAGAAGCAGCGGGAUGUGAUGCUUGUGGCAGCAGAUAAGUGGCUAAAAGGCUUAGCAGACUGGCAUUCACCUGCAGCUGGAAUGUUUCUAUGGAUGAAAAUCAAGGGAGUUCCUGAUACACAAGAGUUGAUAAUGAAGAAAGCUUUGGAGAAACAAGUGCUGCUGGUUCCUGGAAGAGCGUUUAACAUUAACAGCUCCGACCCCAGCUCUUACGUCAGAGCUUCCUUCUCGCUUUCUUCUCCAAGCCAGAUUGAUCAGGGUUUUCAGAGGUUGGCUGAGCUCAUCAAAGAAGCCUUAUGAUUUUACCAAACGAAAAAUCCUUGAUAAGCUAAAGAAUCUACAGUAGAAACUCCGGCUUUUUCGAACACACUGGGGUUUCCCAACUGUCCACAGCAGGGAGAGCCAUUGUGGGGGACCUCCAGAUGUUGUUUGACUAUAACUCCCAUCAGCUCCAGUCACCAUAGCUCCUUGGAUGAUGGGAGUUGUAGUGCAACAUCUGGCGGGCAUCCCAUUGGCUACCUGUGGUCUGCAGAGUAUGCUAUGAUUUAAAAUGCACGCCUUUCCCCUCGUGGUGGUGGUGCUGUUUUCAGGUUGUCCAUAGCAGAUCAUAAGGUGGGGCUGCAGUAUUCACCUGAGCUUCAUCCAACGGAGUCUCUGCAGCAUGCAGAGAGCGGGAGGGAUACAGUGGCAAGGUUGGUGCAGUGUAAAUUUUCCAGUGGAGCCAAUUCACCAUACCAACCUGGCCACUGUCACACAAACCUCCCUCUCUUCAUCCCAGUGUGCUGCAGUGACUCAGUCAGACAGAGGACAGGGGAGCAGCACUCCUAAAGUAUCACAUCGGCUGCUCGAGGCUGUAUAUUGACAUCUUGGAAUGUUGGUUAGAAGAGUUUGGAUUUGAUAUCCUGCUUUAUCACUACCUGAAGGAGUCUCAAAGCGGCUAACAUUCUCCUUUCCCUUCCUCCCCCACAACAAACACUCUGUGAGGUGAGUGGCGCUGAGCGACUUCAAAGAAGUGUGACUAGCCCAAGGUCACCCAGCAGCUGCAUGUGGAGGAGCGGAGAUGUGAACCCGGUUCCCCAGAUUACGAGUCUACCGCUUUUAACCACUACACCACACUAGCUCUUGUUAUUCAGGAAGAUCUAAAUUAAGCUGUGGUGGAAGUGUUGCCCUCAAUGAGCCUUGCUAAUUUUUGCUAGAUUGAAAUAGUUUAUAAAACGCCCCCUUUUGUGUAUCAACAUGUUUUCCCCAGAUUUUAAUGAGAAAUUAUCUUUAAACCAUUAUAGCCCACAAACUUCAGUAGAGGUGCCCUGCAUCUUCUCUAUCUCUCAUCCACUGACAAACAAAAGAGUCUGAGAGUAAUAAGGAGAGAAGUAGCAGGAGCUGCCAAGAAGCGUGGCUGCAGCCACCAUUUCAUGGCAUCCUCCCAGAAUUUACAUUCAACUGAUCAAAUACCCAUUUCUAAAUAAAUAGCUGCGCUCUCCACACAGAAUGGCAGACCCGAUAUCUGUCUAAGGAAAGCAAGAAGAUUGAACUCUUUCCACUUGGCAGUGAAUCCCUGAAAUCCAAAUGGGAAUGGCAAAAGUAAGUUGGGCCAAGGACUUUCUUAUGAGUAAACAUGUAAAGGAUUACACUAUAAAUUAUAUCAGUGGUUCUCACUGGUGUGGCAGGAGAGGAUGGCAAGUGUUGCGGGAAGAUUCAAGGACGAUCAAAGAAACAUUUAAACAUUUAAGUAUGGUAUAGUAUACAGUACUAUCAAAAUAAUUUGUUUAAAUAAUUUGUUUAUUAUUUAUAUUCGCAGAUUAUGGAUAGAUAUUUUUUUCAAAAUCAAGCAGUGCUAGAAGUUGUUACUUUUUGUUUCCAGUGUAUUUCUUAUCAAUAAAAAUUUCAGUGUGUUAUGAGCAAUUUUUUAUUCUGACCCAGACAAAAAAUGUUUGAGAUCCAUUGAACUACAAAAAUGAAGAUGAAAGCUACCUCUGCUGACCACAUGAUGCAGAUUACAGUAAUGAUAGCCAUCAUAUUUGCCCCUCUUUCUGUUCAGUUUUUUUUACAUGAUAUAUAACCACCGUGCUAAAAGUAUUUCUCAAUGUUACUAGUUUUUUGAUGAUAAUAUAUAUGAUGGCCACACUACUAAAAUGAUUUGUCAGUUGCCAAGAACAAAUGGUCCUUACUACUCAACACAGAUUGACAUUGUUAAUUUUCUGAUGUUCCAGAAGCGCCUGUGAGGUUGUCUCAUGGCUGUUGUUUUUAAUAAAAAGUUUAAUAUUAACUCUGAAAAGGGAAAAGUGCCUUCUCUUGGUAGAAUAUCUGAGGCCUUUAUGAAGCAUUUAUGAUCACAUGAUUAAGUGGAUUGAUUAUAUCUGUUAUCUGGGAGGUUGCUUUCCUGAAAUCUGCAAUUGGAAAGUAAACGUUCAGCUUGUUAGACUGAAGGCGGAACAGGCAACCAGUGGGCUCCUAAAGUUCUUUCCUAAUAUCGAAGUCCUCAAACAAUCUCUGACUGUUUUAACUGAUUUUAAUACUGUAUUUUUCAUUGCUAUAACCAGCCCUGAGACCUUAUGGUGAAGGGUGAGUGAGAAAUAUAAAAACAAUAAUUAACUGAUCAUGGUUUAAAGUGCAACCUUGGGGCCCCUCUGAUCUCAACUGAUCUGCAAAAUUCUCAGAAAAGAAUCCUUAGAGCAAUUAUGGGUGCCCCUAAAAUAUUCAUUGGAUUCUUCUCCUAUAGACUUGGGAAUCCAUUUAUUCUUGCAUUUUCAAUUAUUGGAUUAGAAUUCUUUCAAAGGAAGCAAAGAGAGACUCAGUUUUGUUGCUAAGAGCAGAAUCUUCUCAGUCUACUGAAAGAAUUGUCUUGGCUGACAACAUCUGGGAAGCUUGUGCUGAUUCAUAAAUGUUAUUUUCUAGGCAGGGGCAGACAGAGGACAUAGUCAACUAGCGGUGGUUAAAAAAAAUAUUUUAAAAGUGAAUAAAAUAGGUCUUGGCACAGACCAAACUGUGUUAUCAAACGUCAAAUCAACCCCACUGGUAUUACUGACCGUAAAAAGUAUUUUACUGACAUUAUAAAUUUCCCUUUAUGGAAGGCUCUAAUCCUUCUCAGGUUCCAAAAGAAGCUUUCUGCAAUUUGAAAUAAUCAUUAUGGGGGCAUUCCUUUUAACUAAUGAGAAGGAUGGAGCAGAAAAUUUAGCUAAAAUCGCACAAGCUGAUAACCUGCAACAUUUACUUUCUGACACUGUUUUGGGGUGGAAUCUGCAAAUAUUUCUACUAGAAACUAUAUGUAUUGAACUGAAAAUGUGCCUUUGCAACAAAGUUUGCUCCUCAUUAUUUUUCCUGAGCUUGUAGUGGAUAGUUUUAUUGACAGAUGAUAGCAUAGAUUGCAUGCUAUGUUUUUAUCAAAUUAUUUGGGUUUGGUUAUUAUUAUUUGUAGCCCUUAAUUAAUAACAAUUCUUUGAGGGUAUUGUGCUAUGUAAUUUUGUGUUUUUAUAUAGUAAGCUGCCCUGUGAUCUUUGAAUGAAGGGCGGUGUAGACAUUUUUAAUAAUACUAAAUAAAUUAUUAUGUUAUCAAAAUGCACCCUGCAUAUAGCAAUAUUGAACUUAAGACUAAAGAACUGGAUCUGUUUUAAACUGAUCUCAUUUUAUAAUCUCCCUUUCAUGGGCUGAAUCGUUACAACAGUUGUAUCCCAUAAAAAGAGAAUAAAGCUUCGAAAUGAUAAA
Molecule: messenger RNA, 5170 nt
Organism: Podarcis raffonei (Aeolian wall lizard)
Lineage: Eukaryota; Metazoa; Chordata; Lepidosauria; Squamata; Lacertidae
Gene: AADAT
Product: aminoadipate aminotransferase
Exons: 14
Coding region: 254-1768 (504 amino acids)
Biological process (GO): biosynthetic process
Molecular function (GO): L-kynurenine:2-oxoglutarate transaminase activity; pyridoxal phosphate binding
Source: RefSeq, a predicted model, not a curated record